Molecule: messenger RNA, 1350 nt
Organism: Pecten maximus
Lineage: Eukaryota; Metazoa; Mollusca; Bivalvia; Pectinida; Pectinidae
Exons: 3
Coding region: 1-1350 (449 amino acids)
Source: RefSeq, a predicted model, not a curated record
AUGGUAGGAUUUAUGGAAAAUACCCUUACUUCAGAGGAAGAUAUUGAGCUUGAGGUUGUCACUACGAAUACUCGUAGGGAACCAGCAUCUCUGAAUAUCACGCUCCACUCAGGGCAGAUUGAAGAAGUUGUACUUGAAGAAAGGUCAUUUCGGAUUCAUAACAUUGCGGCGGCAUUACUGAACAUAGAUUCUAAGAAAAGCUUUAAAGGCAUACGGGUUGAUUCAAAUGCAACAAUCAGUGUAGUUGGAGUCAAUCGUGUUAAAACGGAUUCACAAAAUUCCAUGGAUUUAUUUGCUGGAGUCGAAUAUUCCUCUCUCGGGGCACAAUACUUCGCGGUGACGUCAUAUCAUUCUUCUGAGAUUCUUAUAAUAGGCACAACAGACAACACGCGUGUCACUGUAGCGCUUAGAACCGAUAGCAAGUACGUGGUGUACGAAGGCACAAACUACGAAAAUGCAGACAUCAUAAAUGAGACUGUUGAUGAAUUCAAUACUAUUCAAAUACAGAGUGCAGGGGACCUGACAGGAACAAAAAUUACAGCCACACACCCUAUCAGUGUCUUCAGUGGAAACAAAUGGUUUGGAUUUGAAUCAGGAUCAAGAAAAGGCUCAUAUCUAGUUGAGCAACUGCUUCCCCUAGAACAAUGGGGAACACGCUAUGUGGCUGUGCCACCAGAGGAAUUCAGCUACGUCUUCAAAAUUGUCGCAUGUGCGGACGACACUGAAAUUUAUUUAACUUGUGCUGAAGCAAAUAGUGAUCCUCUCAUUUUGAAGGAGAGCGGAGAUUUCUACAUGUCAGAUGAGUUAAAUCACGCAUGCGUAAUUACCUCUAGUAAACAAUUCCUAGUUGCAAUGAUAACUUCUCAUAUUUCAGAUAAAGACCCGUCCUUGAUUAUAGCACAGCCUAUGGAGACACUCCUGGCGGAUGUCUUCCUUUAUGUACCGACAAGUUUCCAAUCUGCUGAACUCAUGUUAAUAACAACGGAAAACCAGUCUUUACCAAUAUUAGAUCCGCAGCCCCUUGGAGUAGAAUUCUUUAGCAUCGACGAGGAGUUCUUCGGGAUGCGGAUUCGUGUCAGUGAAGGAGUGUCUGUUCUUGCUGCACCUCAGUCUUACAUGCAUGUGUCGGGGUACCUCCAUGGAACAAGAUACUUCGGCUGGGGGUUCGAGUCGUUCGGAUAUCCUUUGUUGCCAAAUGACUUUCAGGACCUUACUUUUUUCGGAUAUGGAAAGUACCAAUUUCAAGUGUUAUUUACUCAGGAAAACGGCUACAAACCUAAGAAACAGAUUUUCUUUGGGAACUUUGUUCAAGUGAAACAGCAGCUGAUAUCAUCAGCCGUCAACAACUGA